Messenger RNA from Strigops habroptila (Kakapo), 2359 nucleotides. RefSeq names its product malonyl-CoA decarboxylase (gene MLYCD). The record is from RefSeq and is a predicted model, not a curated record. Gene Ontology annotation, molecular function: malonyl-CoA decarboxylase activity. The transcript has 5 exons. Gene Ontology annotation, biological process: acetyl-CoA biosynthetic process; fatty acid biosynthetic process; positive regulation of fatty acid oxidation. Gene Ontology annotation, cellular component: peroxisomal matrix; mitochondrial matrix. The coding region runs from base 60 to 1565 and encodes 501 amino acids. NCBI's taxonomy places the organism in Eukaryota, Metazoa, Chordata, Aves, Psittaciformes, Psittacidae.
GCUGCGGCCUGGUCCUGCUGGAGGGUGCUCCGGCGCUGCCUCAGGAGCCGAGGCGCGGGAUGAGCCACCUGGGCUGGGCCCUGUGCCCGCGGCCCCUCCUGCGCGGGCCUUGGGCGGUGCCGCGGGGGCUGCGCCGGGUCUCGGUGGCGGCGGGUCUGUGCCGGUGCUCGGCAGGCACCAGCACUGCUUCUGUCGCGGGCAUGGAGGAGCUGCUGAGCCGCUCCGUCCCGCCGCUGCCGCCCUAUGAAACCAAGGAGAAGGCGCCGCCCCCCGCGGAGCUGCGCAGCGCUGAGUUCGUGCGGUACUACCGCGGCCUGGAGGCCGGGCCUCCCCGCGCCGAGCUCCUCACUCGCUUGGCCCGCGACUUCGGCGUGGACCAUGGGCGGGUGGCGGAGUUCAGCGCCAAGGUGCUGCAGGCCCGUGAGCAGCAGAGGGAGCUGGGCGCCCUGCUGCAGGCCGAGGACCGCCUCCGCUACUACCUCAACCCCCAGUACCGGGGUCUCUUCCAGCACCUGGGCCGUCUCGAGGGCGGGCUGCGCUUCCUGGUGGAAUUGAGGGGAGACCUGGUGGAGGGGCUGGCGAGCAAGGCGGUGGAUGGGCCGCAUGUCAAGGAAAUGAAUGGAGUUCUAAAGAACAUGCUUUCAGAGUGGUUCUCGACAGGAUUCCUGAGCUUGGAAAGAGUCACUUGGCAAUCACCUUGUGAAGUACUCCAGAAAAUUAGUGAUUCUGAAGCUGUGCAUCCUGUUAGAAACUGGGUUGAUAUGAAGCGUCGAGUUGGGUCAUAUAGAAGAUGCUACUUUUUUUCUCACUGUGCAAUCCCAGGGGAACCACUGAUAGUCUUGCAUGUUGCACUAACCAGUGAUAUCUCCAGCAGCAUCCAGGCCAUAGUGAAAGAGGUGCCGCCUUUAGAAACAGAAGAUACAGACAAAAUUACAACAGCAAUUUUCUACUCAAUCAGUUUGACUCAGCAGGGACUGCAAGGUGUGGAACUUGGGACUUACCUCAUCAAGCGGGUUGUAAAAGAGCUGCAGAAAGAACUUCCUCAGAUAAAAGCUUUUUCUACUCUUUCACCAAUCCCAGGAUUCACAAAAUGGCUUGUUGGUCUCCUCUCCUCACAAGCAAAAGAACUGGAAAGAAAUGAACUUUUUACAGAAUCAGAAUGGCAAGAAAUCUCUCAGAUCACAGGAGACACUACUACUGAAACACUGAAGAAGAUCUUAAAUAACAAUGAGUGGGUGAGAUCAGAGAAAUUAGUUCAAGUGCUCCAUUCACCAUUUAUGAGACUCUGUGCCUGGUACUUGUAUGGAGAGAAACAUCGUGGCUAUGCCCUUAAUCCAGUAGCAAAUUUUCAUCUUCAGAAUGGUUCUGUGAUGUGGCGAAUAAACUGGAUGGCGGACACAAGCCCUCGGGGCAUUGCUGCAUCUUGUGGCAUGAUGGUAAACUACCGGUACUUCUUAGAGGAUACAGCCAGCAAUAGUGCAGCAUACCUGGGCAGUAAACAAAUUAAAGCCUCAGAGCAGGUUCUUUCCUUGGUGUCUCAAUUCCAGCAAAACAGCAAGCUUUAAUUAAAUAUUACGAAAACUAAGAACAAGUGUUCCUCACCUAUGAAGAGCUGUAAUAAUUUAUUCAGCACAAUGCAAUGAAAAGUUAUCUAGAUUCCCAGUCAUCUUGCUUACCUUGCCAUAUAUUCAAAACCUUAUUGACUGUGAUUGAGCCACUGCAAGUUCUAGAUAUCUAUUAUGUGCAAAUGGGUUGGAAGGAUGUAUUAAAGGGCAUGUAAAAUUCUCCCAGUCAGUUACAAUUCAGUGGUAACUUGGAUGGAAAAUACUUGAGCUGUACCAUUAAUCUUGACAAUAAACUUGUAUAAACUGUGUCUUUGAAAGGAGCUGCAUGUCUUUGUCAUAAUAGUAGUAUAGAUAGUUCAGUACCAAAGUACCUGGAAAGAAGUACUAAAUGAAGGUAAAUUUUUUGCUCAAAUAUAUUAGCAAAACAUUAAUCUACAAUUUUAUUUCAAUAAUAUCUGUCUUUUUCACCCUCAAAAACUCUCAUGUAAAACCUCUUGGUAUUUUUUCAAACCCACUAAAAAUCUCAUUGGAUUCUUGCUUUGCUCUAAAAUCAGGGUCUCUCAGUGCAGCAGGUAUGUAGUAUUAUAUUUGCAUUUUUGUCUGCUGAAGUAUAAUGAGCAAGAAGGAAGUGUUCAAAUAGAAAUAAGAGAGACUGAUACUUUGGGAUCAGUUGAGAAGUGUCCAAAUAUGUAUAUUAUGCUUCGGCUCUGGAAAUGUUUUGAGUUGAUAAAGAGCUUUUUUAAUAAAGAGGUAUCUGUGACCUGCAAACCAAUAAAACAAUAUUUCUCACUAAA